GUUUAGCUCUAGGGUUUAAUCCACUGGCGUAAAUUUGCCUUUAAAGCAUUUACGUUGCAAGUUGUGGGACUCAUUUCUAGUUCGUAUGCCGUUGGUGUAAAUUGGCUCAAACCCAAACAUAAUCAGGUGGUGCUCAAUGUUACAGAAAUAGAGUGGUAUUAUAAUGACCAGCAGAGGACGAACACGAACAUGGAUUCCAAUCGUGCUCACGAGUCUAUAGGCUAGUCAAGACGCAACUAAUGCCUUGAUUGGAUUUACACACUUUGUAUCAAGACCUCCCAGCUGCGACACCAUUGCCAGUAUGUUGUCUGAAACAAACAUUGGUGAUUACGAGAUCAUCAAAGGGGGGGUUCUUGGCACUGGAGCCUUUGCCACAGUGUGGAAAGGGCGAGCUAAAAAAAAUCAUGAUCAGCUGGUGGCCAUAAAAGCCAUCAAGAAGAAAAACUUUCUAAAGUCUCAGCAGCUGCUCAGCAAGGAAAUCACUAUCCUAAAGGAGUUAUCCAGUCUUCACCACCAGAACGUUGUUGGUCUAUUAGACUGUGUGGUGAGGCCAUGAAAGCCCUACAGCAGAAGGGCAUUGUGCACAGAGAUCUCAAGCCCCAGAACAUCUUGCUGUGCUAUGAGGGAACCAAGUACCCACACCCUUCCAAGCUUCUGCUCAAAAUAGCUGACUUUGGGUUUGCUCGGUUCAUCAGUGGGGAAGACAUGGCCACCACUUUAUGUGGGUCCCCCAUGUACAUGGCGCCCGAGGUGAUCAUGUCAGUCAAGUACACAGCCAAGGCUGACCUGUGGAGCAUUGGGACCAUCCUAUACCAGUGUCUGACCGGCCGCGCACCCUUCCAGGCCCAGAACCCACAGGAACUCAAGAAGAAAUACGAGAAAACUCCAGGACUGAAGCCCAACAUCCCAUCAAGCACGUCUCCCGAACUUAGGGACCUGCUCAUGAGAAUGUUGAAGCGAGAUGCAGAAGAGAGGAUAGGAUUUGAGGAGUUCUUCAAUCAUCCCUUCUUGAAAUUGUCCACUGGCCCAAAAGUGUCUCAGCCAGUGUCUGUGCCGCGCCGACGAUCCAGCUCUUCCUCCGAGUCCUCUACCCCGGGAAAAUCCCCAGGCAGAAACUCUCCCUCAUCGCGCUGCAGCAAACGCACGUGCUCCCCCGCCCCUCCUCCCCCUCCUGUCUCCUCAAAGGUGACAGCUGAACACAAAGAGGAAGAUAUGGUGACCACUCUCACAGAGGCUGCUGGCUUCACAAAGGUGGAGAAGGAAGAAGUUCGCACAGGCAGAUCUACACCAGAGGAUUUUGUCAUGGUUCCUGAGGCAUUGUGUAUAGAAUCAGAUGGUGAAGAAAGCGUCAGUGUGAGGAAAGCUCCUUUGGCUGAGGCAGAAAUGUCUUUCAGCUCCUCCACCCACCGCUCCCCCAAGUCUAUACGCAUCCAAGGCAAGGAGGCGGUGACCUUCUCUAAGGAGAAAGACGAGAAGGAGAAAGAGAGCUUGCCCUCCAGCCCGAGCAGGCCUGUCACGUUGCCCAUGGCAACGCCCAAAACUUCUGAGCCCAUCACCGUCCCAUCGGAGAUGAAAGGAACAGGGGAGGGGAGUGACACUUGUGUGGCGGAUGGGGCCAACUCGGGUGUGAAGAGGAAAAUCAAAUCUCCCGAUGUGCGAAUGCAGGAGAAGGAGAACCAGGACCGGACUGUGGCCAGGAGAAACUCGGAGGCUCGACAGAGCGGUCUGGACACUGUCAAUGCUGGCUCCUUCUCUCCACCUGCUGUCCAGUUUUGUGUGGGCACUCCGCCUGGUGGGGGCACAGGGCCGUCGUGGAAACGCUCGAGUGUGGUUACCCCCCCUCCCUACAGCACCGGGAACCUGACAGGAUCACCUCACCGGAGAGGAUCGGUCACCUCCCCCCUCUUCAACCCGCUCCAACUGUCCAACCCGUCCCUGAUCCAGCCGCCGGGCUCCCUCCCCACAAUCCUCGGCUCUCCCAACAAGAUGCCCGCCAUGUUCCACCUGGGCUCCUCGCCCCACGACAACAGCCCGGAACCGAUCCAUGCGCCCUUCGCCGCGGCGUGCAUGCAGCAGCAGCAGGGUACAACUACUUCCUCUUCCAGCAUCUCCUCGGCGGUGGUUGCGGGCAGCGCCCCCUAUCACACUUCAAAUACAGUGCCGGAUAACUUGGUGGCUAUGGCGCGGCAGAGAGAUGCCCUGAAUGAGAUCCAGCCCAUGGAUUACCACCGUGUGAGCACAGACUCCAGCCUACUCUCGCACCAACUGCACAACCAGAACAGACAAGGCAUGUACCUAACUCGCGUUGGGUUUGCCGCAGGUCCCGUUGUGUCAUACGGCAGCCGGGAGCGUGUGUCCUCCGUCAGCAGCGACAAGGACAGGUUUGGAUCCUCCCUGGAGCAGGACCGCAGCCCCUCGUUUGUCCGGAGGAACAGCGGCAUCGACAUGUCCCCACCCCAGCACCUGCUGGUGACCCACUCCCCACCGCGCGGCCCGCCGCCUCAUCACCACCAGCACCAGCAGACCACGACGACCGCCCCGCUACGGUUUGUGCCGCAGCCACUGUCAGAGGAGACUCUGAUGGAUGACAACCACAAUGAGACGUUGGGCAAGCUCUCCUUUGUCCUUGACCUAGUGGAGUGUAUCUUGGACCUGGCACGGAGCCUCGGUAGCGCCUUCAGAAGUCUGGACCCAUCAGAGGCUAAGAAGGUGGAGCAGCUGUCCCCAGAACACUACAGCCAGUACCGGUCGUCUCAGCGCAGCCUCGAACAGCUAGUCCUCUACGCACGCGCCUGUCACCUACUCAACUCCGCACUGCACAUGGCUCGCGACGAGAUCAGGAACGACAGACUGCAGCAGUCGACGAAUCUGCGGAACGUGCUGGGUGAGAUGAACACAUACUACCACCACGUGGUGGACCGCUGCAAGAGUAUCCACAAGGAGUUCUCUCAGAACUGCAAGACGCCGCUCACACAGAAGCUAGUCAUGGCCACCGCUGAUAAGCUCAUCUACAACCAGGCGAUUCAGAUGUGUCAGGCGGCAGCUCUAGAUGAGUUCUCACAGACACCAUCGACGGACAGCAUGGCAGAGAUUGUACGUCGCUACCAAGUGGCUCAGAUUUUGCUGCACAGUUUGGCACAGACGGCCCGGAAUGAAAAUGACAAGCAUAUGCUGGUCAAAUAUCGUAAGUCUGUGGAGAGCCGCCUGUCUGUGCUGACAAGGGAGGGAAGUCACUUUGACCGACACAGCAUGUCUCAAUACCAGCAAACUGUGGACAACCAGCGCUUCCAAAUGCACUCAUAGCACGCUCCGCACCCACUGGAUAUUCAGACUUGGUGUGUGUGUGUGUGUGUGUGGGUCUGUGUGUGUGGGUGUUCUCACUCAUGUGUUUGUGAGUGUGUUCCCCAUCGGUGGUAGGGGACGGAGUCUUGCUGAAAUGCUCCUCUCCUCUCAGCUACCACCAGCGGGGACAAAAGAUGAUAAUUUCUUGGAGAUGUGUAGCAAGGCUGUUGAGCGUACUGGAUGCGUAGAGUGUUUUUCCGACUGCUAUACACUAUGCUGCUACGAAGUCAUGACUCGUUUCUGGUCAGUUAUUACAAAUGGUGCAUUCGUUGUACACAAGAGAAGUCUGGUAUGGAAAUUGAUGUGAAGUGUUGAUGACUGACGUACUGAACGGACUGAGGUUGUGGAUUGAAAGACUUUGUGAAGGUUGCUACUGUAAAUAUUCACAUGUUUCUUUGUUCAACGUGGUUCAAGUAUGUGGUGACAUUACAAGACGUGCAGAAUGGGAAAAUGUGUCGUGACGUAACAGACAAAAUAUUCUAAAUGAAAUACAGUGGGGGUAUUUGCCUGAAGAGCAUUUAACGAGGCAUUGUUAUUUUUAUAGAACUCGCUGUUCUGUCUGUAUUUCCCUUCUCCAAAAAGUAUUGUUCUCUGUCUCAUUCAUGUAUGAAGUCAACGUUGCUGCCCGCUGCAUUCUCAUUAUGUUUUCUGCGAGAUGGAAAGAGACUGAGGCGAGUUAAGAUACUGGAGUGUGAACUCCAAAGGACGGAGGUUUAAAUUUAAAAAAAAAGCACAAUUCAUCUUAUGGGAUCCGGUUAGCCUGUUGGUCUCUGUGAUUUCUGGAUUUGCUCUGAACUCUGUGUGGAACUGUGUCUUUCGGUUUCCAUAGAUGGAACAUUAAAUAAAACCAGAGAGGGUUCUUUUAAAAAAAACAAGCAAACCCCAAAACCCAAUCAAUCAAAAUGACCUGUGCUCUUGAAUUUUUUUUUUUUCUGUUCGGGUUUCCCAAUCCCAACUGCUCACUUUCACAAAGAUGUCUUCACUCCAACAGCUGUUUUUGUACUUCAUAUGCCUUACACAAGGAUAUCUGUCAAGACUUCUCAAAGAACUACUUUAAGACUUCAAGUAAGUGACUUCUUCGCCUGAAACGACAAAAA
Aplysia californica (California sea hare) is the source of this 4439-nucleotide messenger RNA. Its product is annotated as serine/threonine-protein kinase unc-51. Gene Ontology annotation, cellular component: cytoplasm; autophagosome. The record is from RefSeq and is a predicted model, not a curated record. Gene Ontology annotation, biological process: autophagy; autophagosome organization; protein autophosphorylation. Lineage: Eukaryota; Metazoa; Mollusca; Gastropoda; Aplysiida; Aplysiidae. Gene Ontology annotation, molecular function: ATP binding; protein serine/threonine kinase activity.